Phascolarctos cinereus (koala) is the source of this 361-nucleotide messenger RNA. RefSeq names its product ribosomal protein L38 (gene RPL38). Gene Ontology annotation, biological process: protein-RNA complex assembly; translation. Gene Ontology annotation, molecular function: structural constituent of ribosome. The record is from RefSeq and is a predicted model, not a curated record. Lineage: Eukaryota; Metazoa; Chordata; Mammalia; Diprotodontia; Phascolarctidae. Gene Ontology annotation, cellular component: cytosolic large ribosomal subunit; ribosome.
CGGAAGUGGAAGUUCAUCCUUUUCUGUCUUCCUCCGGCCUUGGCAGUUGCGCGACCUCUCGGACCACACGCUGCUCCCUCGUCCUGCCGCCGCCGCCAUGCCCCGAAAAAUCGAGGAAAUAAAAGACUUCCUGCUGACGGCUAGGCGAAAAGAUGCCAAAUCUGUCAAGAUCAAGAAAAACAAGGACAAUGUGAAGUUUAAGGUUCGCUGCAGCAGGUACCUGUACACACUGGUCAUCACAGACAAAGAGAAGGCAGAGAAACUUAAACAGUCCCUGCCUCCUGGUUUGGCUGUGAAGGAGCUGAAGUGAAGGAAUCAUUCAGUGUUCCACCUGUAUUAAAAUGUAGGGGGAAAAAAAGAA